Epinephelus moara (kelp grouper) is the source of this 4860-nucleotide messenger RNA. RefSeq names its product sorting nexin 9b (gene snx9b). Gene Ontology annotation, molecular function: protein binding; phosphatidylinositol binding. The record is from RefSeq and is a predicted model, not a curated record. Gene Ontology annotation, biological process: mitotic cytokinesis; mitotic cell cycle; endosomal transport. Lineage: Eukaryota; Metazoa; Chordata; Actinopteri; Perciformes; Serranidae. Gene Ontology annotation, cellular component: cytoplasmic vesicle; plasma membrane. The transcript has 19 exons. The coding region runs from base 389 to 2233 and encodes 614 amino acids.
UUAUUCAAAGUGAGCUGAUUUGUAUUUUUUACUUUAUGUUAGUCAUGUCUUGGAGGGCCAUUUCGGACCGACACUACCUUUCCGGUUUCUCCCCGCAGCUCAGGUCACUCCCUCCCUCCGCACUGACAGCAGCUCUACGCGGUUCAAACUUGCAGCCACACUGAACCAACUCGCCCCUUUCUGCCGUCUUCUCCCAGGUUUUUGACUUUUUAAGUGCCAGAGUGUUUUUAGUAAUGUGUUAAAGUGUGUGGAGCGGCGGCUCUUCACCGGGAGGAGUUACCCGUUUUGUGUUCAGUUGAAAAGCAGCGGGGGGAAAUGUCCAGCUGAGGACUGGAAAUCCUGAAAAACGCAGGGCCUGUUUCUGUAAUGAUUGAUCAAUGCUUGGACAAUGGCGCUAAAGGCACAAGUUUUAUAUGACUUCACCGCUGAGGCUGGAAACAACGAGUUGUCGGUGAAAGAAGGCGAGACUCUUACCAUCACCAAUCAGAAUAUCGGAGGCGGCUGGAUUGAAGCUCAGAACUCCAGAGGAGAGGUUGGACUGGUGCCAGAAGACUACAUCGAGUUCGGUAAGUCGCUUCCCGCGUUUCCAGCAGCGGCACCUCCUCCAAGUUUGGGAAAUGUCGCAGUUCCAGACCUGUCCAUCUUUGAUUCCUACGCUCCCACAGCAGCACCUGCACAAAACCAGGUGGAUGCUGGGGGCUUAAGUCCCCAGCCGGACACCCCUGAUACCCCAGUUUCCCCCUACCUUUCGUCCCCUGAUGAGGCGAGCAACGGUAAUGAUCCCUGGUCGGUGUGGAACGCAGACCCCUCGGGGGGCUCCAGCAACAACUGGGCAUCCAAUCCAGAGGGCACCCAGACUGGGAAGAGUGCUGCUGACCCCUGGAGCGCUGUACCACAGGGCCAUCCGCAGGCUUACCAGGGCCCAGGAGCGGAGGAUGACGAGUGGGAUGAUGAGUGGGAUGACAUGAAGUCCACUGGAGGUUACGCCGAGUCAGAAUCUGGAGACGGUGGAGCAAUACAGAGAGGAGGAGCUCAUGCAUCUUCAAUGAAAAUCUCCCUCAACAAGUUUCCUGGGUUCUCCAAGUCUGGUCCAGAGCUCUACCUCCUAUGCAAGCAGCUUGCUAAAGGCAAAGAGAAGCUGCCAAUCUAUGUUGGAGAAGUUGGUCCAGUGUGGUUUUACCCAGAGACACAGCUGGACUGUGUGGUGGCUGACCCCAAGAAAGGCUCGAAGAUGUACGGCCUCAAGAGCUACAUCGAGUACCAAAUCACACCCAAUACCACAAACCGAGCAGUCAAUCACAGAUACAAGCACUUCGAUUGGCUGUAUGAGAGGCUGCUAGAAAAAUUUGGGUCAGCCAUCCCCAUCCCCUCUUUACCAGACAAGCAGGUGACAGGGCGGUUUGAAGAAGAGUUCAUAAAAAUGCGUAUGGAGCGGUUGCAGGGCUGGAUGACCAGGAUGUGCAGGCACCCGGUUGUUUCCAGCAGCGAAGUAUUCCAGAUUUUCCUCAACCACAAGGAUGAGAAGGAUUGGAAGAUGGGGAAGAGAAAAGCAGAGAAGGACGAGGUAGUGGGAGUGAUGAUCUUCUCCACAAUAGAGCCUGAAGCUCCGGAUCUGGAUCUUGUGGAAGUGGAGCAGAAAUGUGAGCAGUUCAGCAGGUUCACCAAAUCCAUGGAUGACGGGGUGAAGGAGAUCCUCACAGUGGGCCACGAGCACUGGAAGAGAUGCACAGGCCCUCUGCCUAAAGAGUACCAGAGAAUCGGCAAAGCUUUCCAAAACCUCUCUUCUGUCUUCACCAGCAGUGGAUACCAAGGUGAGUCAACCCUGACUGAUGCCAUGACAGCAGCAGGCAAGACAUAUGAGGAGAUCGCUCAGAUGGUGGCAGAGCAGCCCAGAAAAGACCUUCACUUCGUCAUGGAGACCAACAAUGAAUAUAAAGGUCUUCUCGGAUGCUUCCCAGACACCAUUGGAGUCCAUAAGGCAGCCAUAGACAAGGUGAAGGAGGCUGACAAGCUGGUGGCCACCAGUAAAAUUACCCCUCAGGACAAAGUCACCAUGGCCAAACGAGUCAGCACCAUGUCAUACGCAUUACAAGCUGAGAUGAACCACUUCCAUAGCAACCGUAUCUAUGACUACAACAGGGUCAUGCAGUUGUACUUGGAGGAGCAAGUCAAGUUUUACGAGACGAUUGCUGCAAAGCUGAGACAAGCACACAGUCAGUUCACUACAAUGUGAAAGCAAUGGCCUUCAGUCUCGCACUACAAGACAAGAGGAGUUAAACCAGCUCUACAUCCAAAAUAUUAUGCUUACACUGCAUUCUUUUCCCUCCCUUUAAUUUAAAUUUCACUUCACUCUUUCUCUCGCUCUUACCUCAUCCCUUCCUGUACUGCUCGUGCCAACAGUCCGAGCUCAUGGUGUAACUUUCACCCGCCGCUCUCAAUAGUCUCUGAACAGUUAAUGAGAAUGUGCAGCAGCUGAAAAGGCUUCGACACUUUUUUAUUUUAGGGCCUGCAAUGACAACAGAACAAGACACACUUGUUAAGCACACCAUUUCCUCUGCCCACGGUCUGCAGCUUGUGACACAGGAAGUAAAUGUCAUGAAUUGCUAAAAUGCAUGAGUGAAAUCCAUGAGUUUCUCUAAUGCGAUGCAAGUUUUGUACAGCUAUAGCUGCCAACGUGCCUGUGCUCAUGUUAUAUCUACUUAUUUCAAAGCAAUACUCUGCAGUUUUUCAUUUUCCAUGUUGAAUGGUGAAGGAAAGGAUUCACACGUUGUCUGCACAGUGCUGUAGUGACACCGAAAAACCAAAGCCAUCCUCCGGUCUGUCAGUAGCAGGCGGGGCUGAUUUCUGAAUGCAACCUGGCAACAAAUUAGAGCUUUACUUGCUUUUUCUCACCAAUAUUUUAAUUAUGUUGCCUCUUAUUAGUACCGUUAAAGGAGCAGUGUGUAGGAUUUACUUGCCGAUCGCAACUAGCUGAAACUUCUCCUGUGUGCCGAGCUGAGCUCCCGGAUAGUAUUCCUUCAGUGAUCAUUGUUCAGGAGGUUUCUACAGCGAGCCGAAUUAUCCACAGAGUUCUCUUCCUCUCCAAAACAAACUAAUCAGGUGAUAAAAACUAGUAAAAGCACUAAAUAAAGCAGUGUUAUGCUACAAAUCGGUGUUUUUCUGAUCUAGUUUGGCUUGUUGCAGACAGGCUGCCAGCCCAGCACCUGCUAAUGUGCGCUCACCUUUUCUCUGAUGACUUAAGAUCCAGACGUUCAGGAGGUUUUUAGUGGGAGCAGGAUUAUUUGCAGAGGUCUCUUCCUCUCCUACACAAACAGAUCUGGUGAUUUAAACCAGUGGAAACACAGAAUGAAGCAGUUUCACGCUAAAAGUCAGCGUUUUUCCGACGUUGUUCCAUUCGUCAUAGAAGGGCUGCUAACUAUGAAGGCUAACGUGAAAACACAAACAGCCCCAUCUAGUGCAAAUGUUUGGUUUGUCCCUUCUGGGCAAGGACCCGCUCCCCAUAGAGGGCUGCAAGGAUGACAUUUUUUUGUAGGCCGACAUGGAAGUUAGCGUCGCCCUGGUUCCCUCAUCAAAAAGCCGAUGUGAUUUUUCCAUUGGAUUUUGGAUUAUUGCUGAAAAUAAACUCCGUGGAAAACAAACAUUUAGGACACUUAACACUUUUUGUUCAGCAAGAUAAUCCUCACAAAUUAUUUAUAAAAGAAAAAAAAAAGGAAUAUUUAAUUAACUAUAAAGGAGCUACAUUACGGCCGUAUGACUUCAGCGUCACCAGAAGGGGGCUGUAAAGCUGUGUUUAGCCACUUGUUAGCAACCGUCUUUUUUUAAGACACCUAAGGCUUCAAAAUUCAUGAGUGGGGUAUUAACUGAUGUAUUUUAUGGCGUAGAAUGUAACGUGAAAGUCUCUUCAGCUUGUGUUAACCACAGAUCUUAUUUUAGGCAUUCAACCUAAAACCCAUUCCGUAAGACGAGGAAACCAGGAGUGCAAAAAUAAUAAGUCAUUUCUGUGUUUUAGAACUCUAUAAAACAAAAACAUGUCGAUCCUUAUUUUCAGGUAAUCGUACACGUAAGAAAACGCACUUAUUGUAUUGUAUUCCAUUUCUACCUAUACAUCCGCAUAAAUCCUACACACUGGACCUUUAACAUUUGACAAAGUCCUAACAUCUUUGUUAAAAGCAGUGGAGCAAUCACUUCAUGAAUCUAAGUGUUGGAAGAGUCGUCAAAGGCAAAGUGUGUCCUCUGUAUGUCCACUGCUGGCAGUCCCUAGCCCCCCCCCUUCAUCCUGCACUUCCUCAAAAGCUAACAGGAAGCUCCACCUCCUUCCUGUCUUGCCCCUUUGAGGAAAAUAGAAAUGGUUGACUGAGUUGCUCCCACCCUAGCCUGCAUACCAUGACACUGCAGUUUACAUUUCAGGAGAGGCGACAAUAUUGGAUAAAUGAUACUGGAGUUUGGGUUCAAUUAGUCGCUCCCUCCUUCUCUCUCUCAGUUUUCCUGAAAAAUGUUUGUCCUUUUUGUUUUGUCCAGAUUACGGUGUUUUAUAUGAAGGUGUAACAGCAACAUUAGCUGUAAGGUUCUGUACUUUGAGAAGAGUUUAGGACGGAGCCAUGGAGGAUGUCAUGUAUGCAGUUUUGCUUUUCACCACCCAGUUUUCAAUCAGUCUCUAAUCUUGUUCACUCUUUUUCUUAUCACUUGAUACAUGAAAUAUACAUAUAUAUAUAUAUAUAUAAAUAUAUAUAUUCUAUCUGACCUAUCAGGUGCUUCUUGUCAUUGAGAUACUAUUUUAUGUAUAGGAGUAUUUGCAAUACAGUGUAACUCAAAGAGGAGCAAAAAUUCUGUUUGAUUUAUUAAACAAUGAUUUGUACUCAU